AUGUCCGAGGAGAUUGAGCGGCAUGGUGAGGCGACGUCUGACGGCGGCGCAGGUGGCGGCGGCUCGAGCGUAGCGCGUGUGUUAUUGACCUCGCAUCAUCUCGACGCCGCCUCUGCCGACUCACUCCGCGCCGCAUGGAGAAACCAGGACUUGUACAUUGAUCAUCUCGAAACUUUGAACAAACAGUUGGAAGGCAGCUUGGAAAAGGCGAAAGAGGUAGAAGAUAGGAUAAAACAGCAGUAUGCUGAGUCACAACACAGAGAGAAAGUAUUGGUUAGGAGACUUGCUGCUAAGGAACAGGAAAUACAAGAUUAUGUAAGUCAAAUUACUGAACUAAAAUCUUCACACGCAAGUCUAAAUGGUCGACCUACACUCCUAGAUCCUGCUGUUAACGUACUUAUUCUUAGGUUAAAACAAGAAUUAACGUCAACGAAAGCGAGAUUAGAAGAGACGCAGAACGAGUUAUCGGCGUGGAAGUUUACUCCCGACUCAAACACAGGCAAGAAGCUUAUGGCAAAGUGUCGACUCCUCCACCAGGAAAAUGAGGAUCUAGGUCGUAUGACGUCAAGCGGGCGGAUAGCUAAGCUUGAAGGUGAUCUCGCAUUACAAAAAAGUUUCAGUGAAGAAGUCAAAAAGUCUCAAUCAGAGUUAGACGAGUUUCUUCAAGAGUUGGACGAGGAUGUGGAGGGCAUGCAAAGCACGGUAUUGUUCCUACAGCAGGAGUUGAGAGCGACGCACGCCACAGUGAAUGGAAAUCGGCCUCCCUCGCCGGCAGAGAAAAGGACUUAUUCCGGUAGUGAGUGUAGCGAUACGCCAGUGGGGAAAAGAAGGCGCGCCUCUGUGCUUUCCCUCGACUACAAUGAGGACGAGGAGCCCCUUACCGUAACGAACGGCGAUGCUGACUAG
This is a messenger RNA of Arctia plantaginis, 906 nucleotides long. NCBI's taxonomy places the organism in Eukaryota, Metazoa, Arthropoda, Insecta, Lepidoptera, Erebidae. The record is from the annotation of a GenBank genome assembly.